Saccostrea echinata is the source of this 3189-nucleotide messenger RNA. RefSeq lists its product as uncharacterized. The record is from RefSeq and is a predicted model, not a curated record. The transcript has 2 exons. NCBI's taxonomy places the organism in Eukaryota, Metazoa, Mollusca, Bivalvia, Ostreida, Ostreidae. Gene Ontology annotation, molecular function: protein binding. The coding region runs from base 184 to 2559 and encodes 791 amino acids.
AUUUUUCCUGAAGCAAGAAAUAUUUUAGUUAAUACGGCGACUGUGCUAAGGACACAUCGGUCAUCAGAAACAUACACGAUUACAUCCGCUGUCCAAGGAACAAUAGAAAAGCUGAGAAAGUAUAAAAUUUCCGUUUUAGUAGGAUAUGGUGGAGAAGGAAAAACGACUACGGCUUAUGAAGUAAUGUGUCAUAUGUUAGAUAACUCCAGGGAUAAUCCACUUACACCCGUUGAAAUAAAAUAUCCAGAGGAAUGGAGCAAAGUAGUAAAUGUCCAUGGGAAUUUUAUUGUUUUCCUUGAUGAUUUCAUCGGUUCAUUUAAUCUAGAUACAGAUGCAAUGGAAAAGUGGAAAAAUCACGUAAAUUUUAUUUUUCCCUCAAUAAAAGGGCAAAAUAUAUAUCUAAUGUUUGGGAUAAGGAAAAAUGUUAUGGAAGCGGCAAAGAACUUUUACCAGUACUAUGAAUUUUUUAGUGAAAGGUAUAUAAUUGACUUCUCCAAAGAAUUUGCCCUGUCAGAAAAGGAAAAAUUAACAAUGCUAGAAGCUUAUGAAAAGAAAUAUAUUAACAAAAAUGCCAGUUUGCAAGGCAAAGAGAUGAAUGGGCAUCUCAAAGAAAAUGCUACAGAGAAAAUAUGUCAAUUAUCAGACUUGGAUAAAACAAAAAUUGUCCAGUCUAAUCCUUUUUAUGGUUUUCCUCUCACAUGUUUCCAGUUUUUCACAAUACGAGAAUGUUAUGAACUUGGGCCUGCAUUUUUUUUGCGUCCAAACCGAGAGCUAUUUACACGAAUAGAAAACAUGCGCACUUCAAACAAUACAUACGAAAAAAUACGUUACACAGUUUUGUCUUAUAUUUUUGUACAUGGAUCUAUUUGUAUUGUAGACUUCGACGUUGCCUUAUAUGAGACUGUUUGCAGUAAAGUACGUUUAGAAGGCAUCACGAAAAUUGAAAUACAGGAUGCUAUACAUUCAAUGGAUGGAUCAUUUCUUUCUAAAUCAUCAAAAGGAAAAUACGUGUUUUCACAUGACACAAUUUUUGAGACAGUUUUAGUAUCAUUUGGGCAAUUGGCACCCGAUGUUGUAAUUAAAAUGUGUAGUAGACAAAAAUUGCAAGAACUGAUUCGAACCGAAAACUGUGAGAUGAAGCAGCAUGAAGUUGUUCUGAAGAUUACAAAAGAAAACUUCAGUGAUCUUUGCCAGAGAAUGUUGCAUGGUGAUGAUGGCGAUGAUAUCACAUCAAAACCAUUGCUUGCAGCUAGAGACAUAGCCUGGCAUCCUGCUUCCACCGAUCCCAAUUUUGUGUCUCAUCUUUUACAUUUGGAUGCUUCAGAAAGACUGAUUGACGUUCUAUCAGAGCUCCUGAAAGUAUUGCCAUUUUGUCCACAAAAAGAACCGACACUACUUUUUAUGUUGUUGGAAGAUUUUGGUCCACACAUCACCAAUCUAGAAGAAUCAAGAAAACCCACCAUAACUGAUGCAGCUAUUUUCAAAUUAGUUUCAGAAAUUGUGCAGUUUACAUGUGAUAAGGAGAAAUACAUUUUAUGUAUACUGAGAUAUGUACAAAAAUAUAGAAAUGUUGAAAAUCUUGUAGAUGCAAAGAUCGGAGGACAGUCUUUUCAUAGCCUGUCUCUCAUUCACUAUUGUGUACUUCAUGGCUGGAGUAAUGCUGUAAAUUUUAUCCUUCAGUAUAGAGAUCCAAUAAAAACGGGGGAAAAUUGGACAUGUGCUCAUAUAGCAGCAUAUGCAGGACGUUUUGAAUUACUGAGCAAGUUUGAAGCUCGUAAUCAGGAUGUAGAAAGAUUAGAGAGGACAAACGAAGGUUAUUCAGUACUUCAGACUGCAAUGCUUGGUCUCAGGUACGGACUUGGUGAGGUGUACAAACCGUCUUACAGCAUGAAAACAGGCAUGUUCUAUUCUUUUCAUUUUAGCAUUGUAUUUCCAGGAGAGGAAAGCUUUAGAAACGUGUUGAAUUUUUUGCUUCAAGUUGGGAACACUAAAACAACACCAAAUGACAUCGAAAUGCGCGUGGAUGAUAUUCAUAACGACAAUGCCGUUAUACAUGCUUUAGUUAAUCACUCUCAGUAUGAUACCAAUAGGCGUUAUUGUGAUCCCACACAGAAAUAUGGAAAUAAUAUAGUGUUUUACUUGACUAUUCAUAAUUAUGCAGAUAUCCUGGUUCUGUUACUCAAAGAAAAUAGAGGUAUUGCACUUUACAGGAAUGAAAAUGAACUGCCGACUCCAUUACACUUGGCUGCAUAUCUUGGUAGAUAUAAAAUUGUGAAAAUAUUAUUGGAAUGUGGAGUAUUUGUUCAAACCCCUGCCUUGGAACUAUCUCUUCUGGAAGCAGUCAAAAGUGGUGAAAAACUUUGUGGAAGAACUCUACGAUAUGACUUGAUAAAGCAUGAAAAAAAUGAUUGGAUAUCUUGCUGGAAUGAUGGCGAAAAUGAAAUUCUGGAUUUCAAGCUUAAAUCAGUUAUGUUUGUGAAAGUCCGCUUUGGAAAUGCCAGCGACUUUAGAGACACAAGUGAAUAUAUACAAGGAAACAGAGAGUUGGCGCUUCACUAAAGUCUAAAAGACAUUGAGUGCACAAAAGAUUGCACAUUUUCAGUCUCACUCCUAAGACCGUGAAGCGAAGGCUAGCCGAAGCAAAAGUUUGGAUUUCAAUUAUGCUGACUUAAUACAUUGUACCGAUCUUUAAAGGUACUAUACACAUAUUAUACAAAUAUAGCCAUUUUUUAAGUCGAUCCAUAUAUAUAUAUCGACUUUACAGCACGACUGAGCACGAAUUUUGUAUAUCUAUGGAUUGACCGAAUCAAAGCGCUAUAUUUAUUAUAUCACUUUCUUUGGAACGAAAUAGAGACAAAAAAAAAUCAUUAUUAGAAUUUACAUGAAGACUUCUUUGCUAUAAACACAUCUUUGGAUUUUUCCUAGGUUACUUUGAGUAAGUCAAACCAAUAUCAUAAAAUUUAAUUUAAAUAUCAAGCAAACCCGUAAGAUUUCUUGAACUACACAGUAAAAAUGAUAUAACCAUAAAUGGAUUAUCAACCUAAAGGCAUGUUUAUCGGAAAAAUAAUGAGGGUUACUGAUGUGAUGCAUUGUUAAAAUCUCGAGAAAUAUUAUCAAAUAAAAAAUGCUUGUAUGUCGAUACGAUAUAUCCUGGUGAGCUUGAAAUAAAAGAUACCACAGAGUCUGACA